Rhizopus microsporus ATCC 52813 is the source of this 739-nucleotide messenger RNA. RefSeq lists its product as uncharacterized. Gene Ontology annotation, biological process: mitotic cytokinesis. Gene Ontology annotation, cellular component: centrosome; midbody; spindle. The transcript is spliced from 3 exons. The record is from RefSeq and is a predicted model, not a curated record. Bases 61 to 513 code for a protein of 150 amino acids. Lineage: Eukaryota; Fungi; Mucoromycota; Mucoromycetes; Mucorales; Rhizopodaceae.
UAUGCUGUUUAAGCAUUCAUUAGCUGUUAACCUUUGCCCAGAUAUUCAUUUUGUAUAGCUAUGCACGAAAGGCGAACACCUCCUUUUGGAAUAGUAGAAGAUAGCAAUAGACGCUUAGGAAACUAUACACACUCUCAUGAAACUGUAAAUAAGUCAACCUAUUCUUGUUAUUCGAUAGGAGAAUGCGAAGUAUGUUCACCUCUCGAAAAGAAAACGCAGCCCUAUUGUAGUGAAUUUGGUAAUAAACAAGCAGUGCGCUGUGAGUGGGAUGAUCCCGAACUAGCCGAUAGGAAAAGCCAAACAAUGAUAUAUGACGACGACUCUAUAUCUUUACCAUCGUUCCAAUCAUGCCCAAGAGUAAAAAUGAUUGAACAAAAGCGACUCAUUCGAUUUGAGGUCACUGUUAUUUUGACUGCCAUAGUGUCUAUAACCAUAUUUAUCUGGAGACAGAAAAAGAUCACUCAAGAGCAAUACCAAAGACUAGCCAAAAGAAUUGGGGUCACAAUUAUAUAGAAGUGUAUUUGUUUAUUGUCAUCAGUAUUUCAUUCUUCCACGUUGAAUGAAAUAAAAAGGAAGCAUGAUCUAGUCCUUUCAUAACGGCUGAAUCUAUGCCUUGACGAUUUAGAUAAUCAUUUACGCGUAAUGAAUUGACUAUAUUAUCCUUUUCUGAUAAGUAAACUUUGGUAUUCUCUGGCAUCGUAACUGAACAAUUAGACGCAUGACGAUGAUGAGAUGCUAC